AUGACAACUCAAGCCCGCAACCUCUUCCACCACCUACCUCCGCCAGCGGAAUGCCUCGCGCUCUUCAUCGCAACCCUCGAGAUCGUCCCUUUCGGGAUAAUAGGUCUACGCAACCCCUCCUUCUUCGCUGAUGGCUAUGGUCUACCCAUCUCAGCCGAAUCCGACACAUCACCCGCAUCUGCGAAACGCUCCAGCAAUACCGAAAGCACCUACGAUGAGGAUCAGAAUACCAAGAAAGCCCUGGUUGCAGCAAUAGCAGCGCGCAACGUUCAGAACGGUGUCCUGCUGGCAGUCUUUGGUCUGGUACUGCGAGACAGGAGGAGCUUGGGAGUUGCGGUCAUGGCGGGAUUAGUCGCAACCGUUGCGGAUACGGUGAUUGUCAGCGCGUAUGGAGCGAAGGACAAGAUCGCGGGUCACUACGUUGGCAUCUUCAACAGCUUGGCGAUUGGGGGAAGUUUGCUAUACUGGGGAAGGAACGACCCGCUGUGGUAA
This is a messenger RNA of Alternaria metachromatica, 492 nucleotides long. RefSeq lists its product as uncharacterized. Bases 1 to 492 code for a protein of 163 amino acids. Lineage: Eukaryota; Fungi; Ascomycota; Dothideomycetes; Pleosporales; Pleosporaceae. The transcript has a single exon. The record is from RefSeq and is a predicted model, not a curated record.